CACAGCUAUUUUUAAUGUAAGUAACUUCUGCGAAAAGUGAACGCAUCAAAAUAGCGAAGUGUUUUUUAAAGCGGCAAAAGAUGCUCGCAGAAUCAAACCAGAAAGAGGCUGAAGAGGAUUUAUGUCAAUAUUUUGAAGGACAACUGUAUGGCGCAGACGUUGCAAACUAAAGGAUUUUUAAAUAAACUGAUGGCUACCAACAUUGUUUCGCAGUAGGAAGGAAAGUGAUUGGCGAAUAUUACGGUCUGCUGGAACUUGCGUCACAAAAUCGUGAUAUAUUUUUAUAAACUAUUCCAAGAUGAAGAUUAUCCAACACAUUUUCAAAGACAUUAAAUUGCAUCGACUAUUUCUGGAUCUUUCUCUUUUAUCGGCAAAGAUAAGUCUGGCGAUAAUAAUGGCAACUUUCAGAAUGAUUGUACCAUGUUCCAUGAAACGUUUAAUAGGAGAAACCGUUCUUAUCACUGGAGCUGGCCAUGGACUUGGCCGCGAAUUAGCGAUCCAGUUGUCUUCGAUGGGUUGUAUAAUUGUUUGUUGGGACAACGAUAUCGAUAGUAAUCGAUCAACAAUGAGAGAAGUGUCGAAAAAUGGCGGAGAGGUCUAUGGUUUCGUGGUCGAUGUCUCGAAAAGAAUGGAAGUGCGUGAGACAGUGAGAUUAAUGAGAAAAGUCGGUGUGCCAAAUGUUACAAUGCUCAUUAAUAAUGCAGCUGUAUUAUAUCAUAAGCCGUAUCUAAAUUUUGAUUCGGAUGACGUGGAAAAGACAUUUAAUGUUAACGUACUUUCAAAUUUUUGGACAAUAGAAGCAUUUUUGCCUAUGAUGUUGAUGAAAGGAAGCGGUCACAUAGUAGCGAUAAGUAGUAUGUGUGGAAUUUAUGGAGUGUCACAAAAGGUGGCAUAUUGCUCAUCAAAAUUUGCUGUGAGAGGCCUUAUGGAGGCUCUUCACGAGGAAGUACGAUUAGAUGAAAGAAAACCUAAUAUUCAUUUCACAACGAUAUAUCCAUUCUAUAUUGAUACAGGAUUAGCGAAGGAUCCUAAAUACAGGUUUCCUUAUAUUUUCGGCGUUGUGACACCAGAAUACGCCGCCCGUGAAAUAAUUAAAGCAAUUCGAAGAAAUUAUACUGAAUAUUCAAUACCGCGAUGUCUUUUUUCUUUAAAUGCAAUCAACAGGAUUGUUCCAGAGAAUGUAAUGCGUUUGAUAUUAGACUUUUUAGCGGAUGUCGAUCAAAAACAGAAAGAAAAAGACACAAUGAAUGCGAAACUAGAUUUGAUAAAAACUUAAAAAUUAUACAAAGGUGCUAUAUUUUUUUUUAUUAGGUAUGAAUUUUACACAAUAGAUAAAAUGAAGUUUACCUGUAAUAUACAAUACAAUAAUGUAUUAUUAGAUUAAUAAACAUACAUACGU
Molecule: messenger RNA, 1399 nt
Organism: Acromyrmex echinatior (Panamanian leafcutter ant)
Lineage: Eukaryota; Metazoa; Arthropoda; Insecta; Hymenoptera; Formicidae
Gene: firl
Product: firelighter
Cellular component (GO): lipid droplet
Molecular function (GO): oxidoreductase activity, acting on the CH-OH group of donors, NAD or NADP as acceptor
Source: RefSeq, a predicted model, not a curated record